UUUAUUCCAUUUUAAAAACAUUAAAUAUGAGGGAAAUCGUGCAUCUCCAAGCCGGCCAAUGCGGCAACCAGAUUGGAGCUAAGUUCUGGGAGAUCAUCUCGGACGAGCAUGGAAUCGACCCCACCGGCGCCUACCAUGGCGACUCGGACCUGCAAUUGGAGCGCAUCAACGUUUACUACAAUGAGGCCUCCGGCAACAAGUACGUGCCCCGCGCCAUCCUGGUGGACUUGGAGCCCGGCACCAUGGACUCUGUCCGCUCUGGACCUUUCGGACAGAUCUUCCGCCCCGACAACUUCGUGUUCGGACAGUCUGGCGCCGGCAACAACUGGGCCAAGGGUCACUACACUGAGGGAGCUGAACUCGUCGACUCAGUUCUUGACGUAGUACGCAAAGAAUCAGAAUCCUGCGAUUGCCUACAGGGCUUCCAGCUCACACACUCCCUAGGUGGCGGUACCGGAUCCGGUAUGGGAACACUCCUCAUCUCCAAAAUUCGUGAAGAAUACCCCGACAGAAUCAUGAACACAUACUCCGUAGUCCCCUCGCCAAAAGUAUCAGACACCGUCGUAGAACCCUACAACGCGACUCUCUCAGUCCACCAGCUCGUAGAGAACACAGACGAAACCUACUGCAUCGACAACGAGGCCCUCUACGACAUCUGCUUCCGCACGCUCAAACUGUCCACUCCCACGUACGGUGAUCUCAACCACUUGGUGUCCCUCACAAUGUCCGGUGUCACUACCUGCCUUAGAUUCCCCGGUCAACUGAACGCUGAUCUCAGAAAGUUGGCUGUCAACAUGGUUCCUUUCCCUCGUCUCCACUUCUUCAUGCCCGGCUUCGCUCCCCUCACCUCCCGUGGAAGCAGACAAUACCGCGCCCUGACCGUGCCCGAGCUGACGCAGCAGAUGUUCGACGCCAAGAACAUGAUGGCGGCGUGCGACCCGCGCCACGGCCGCUACCUCACCGUGGCCGCCAUCUUCCGCGGUCGCAUGUCCAUGAAGGAAGUCGACGAGCAGAUGCUCAACAUCCAGAACAAGAACUCGUCCUACUUCGUGGAAUGGAUCCCCAACAACGUGAAGACCGCCGUGUGCGACAUCCCGCCCCGCGGUCUCAAGAUGGCCGCCACCUUCAUCGGCAACUCCACCGCCAUCCAGGAGCUGUUCAAGCGCAUCUCGGAGCAGUUCACGGCUAUGUUCAGGCGCAAGGCUUUCUUGCAUUGGUACACCGGCGAGGGCAUGGACGAGAUGGAGUUCACCGAGGCCGAGAGCAACAUGAACGACCUGGUGUCGGAGUACCAGCAGUACCAGGAGGCCACCGCCGACGAGGACGCAGAGUUCGACGAGGAGCAGGAGCAGGACAUCGACGAGCACCACUAAACGUCGUAUAGAAGGACUCGUUGCCUCGCGACAAAGUACAUGCCAUUAUAUCUCGCGUUACUUUUUGUGUAACAAUAAUGAUUCCUAUCUAUUGAAAUACUUGCUUUCUAACUUUUAACAGAAUGCACGUGUUAACAAAUCGCGGUCAUGACAUGCGUGAAUGUUUGCGAUAUCUGUAUUGGUACAAUACAUUCCUGACUUUACCAUUGAGAUCUGAAACUAGUAAAGGCUGAUCUAUUACUUCCUGUAGACAUCUUUAUGUAUUAGUUUGGGCCCCGUCCUCGGACGCUCUCCAAACGUGAUGAAUGACGGCUUCAAUAACAGAAGUUUUAUGAUUUAUAUUAGUUUGAUCAGUAAUUUAAUGUAUAUAAUAAAGAUUUUUAUUUAUUUA
Messenger RNA from Cydia splendana, 1764 nucleotides. Its product is annotated as tubulin beta-1 chain-like. The transcript has 3 exons. Gene Ontology annotation, cellular component: cytoplasm; microtubule. Lineage: Eukaryota; Metazoa; Arthropoda; Insecta; Lepidoptera; Tortricidae. Gene Ontology annotation, molecular function: GTP binding; GTPase activity; structural constituent of cytoskeleton. The coding region runs from base 27 to 1373 and encodes 448 amino acids. Gene Ontology annotation, biological process: mitotic cell cycle; microtubule cytoskeleton organization. The record is from RefSeq and is a predicted model, not a curated record.